This is a messenger RNA of Eucalyptus grandis, 1900 nucleotides long. Its product is annotated as probable serine/threonine-protein kinase PIX13. Gene Ontology annotation, biological process: protein phosphorylation. The transcript is spliced from 7 exons. The coding region runs from base 367 to 1638 and encodes 423 amino acids. The record is from RefSeq and is a predicted model, not a curated record. NCBI's taxonomy places the organism in Eukaryota, Viridiplantae, Streptophyta, Magnoliopsida, Myrtales, Myrtaceae. Gene Ontology annotation, molecular function: protein kinase activity; ATP binding.
AGAAAUUCCAGGAAAGUACCUUACUUUUUCUAUAUUUAUCAAAAGACACCCUUCUUUGAGGGCAUGCAAUAUUUUCUCUUCUUCAAUUGCAAAAGUUUCAGAAUGCAGGGGCACGAUGACCACCGGGUCGACUGACUGUCUGUCGGCUUCCACAAUUUCUUUGCGAAAGCACACGUCUUUUCUUUUCCUUUUUGCUGUCUACUUCAACGGGGAAUUUCCGUCCCUCCUGAUGCAUCAGAGUCUGAACGCCUACCCGGCAGAUCUAUAAGUCUCGCAUACAUCUGCUGCGCCGUCGUCGCUGUGGAACCCAAAUUCCCGUCAAUUUCAGAAUCGUCCAGAUAGAUUUUUGCUAAUCCUUCCCCCAGAAUGGUGUUCAACGGGCCUCUCUCUCCGUCCAGCACUGAUUCAGACACCGAGAGUGUAGCGAAGGUAGAAAAGCGGGGGUGGAAACUGGGCAAAAGUUCUGACCAACUUAGAAGGAAAGCUAUGAGAGGACUAUCGGCGUCUCGAGGUCUCGCUAAGAGCCCUAAGGUAAGCUCUAAGGUAAAGCAAGAUGCGUCGAUGGGGAGCAAGAACGGGAAGUUACCGGCGGCAAGUAGCAGUGGCGCGGACAAAGCUCUAGCUGCAGCGAAAGUGAUAAUGCCCAACCUGAAGAUGUACACGCUGGCGGAGCUGAAGAGCACGACCAGGAGCUUUAGCACGGACACGAUCCUUGGGGAGGGCAAGUUUGGGAGGGUGUUCAAGGGUUGGGUGGACGAGAACACCCUCGUCCCGUCCCAUGUCGGCAAUGGCAUCCCGGUUGCCAUCAAGAAGUAUAAUCCUGAUAGCCAUCAGGGCUUGUGCAAGUGGCAGUCGGAAGUCAAGUUCUUGGGAAAGUUUUCUCAUCCGAAUUUAGUAAGAUUACUGGGGUAUUGCUGGGAAGACAAUCACUACCUACUCGUGUACGAGUACAUCCAGAGGGAAAGCUUAGAAAAUCACCUUUUCAGAAAGGGAGCUGAACCUCUUCCGUGGGACGUGCGGCUUAAAAUUGCAAUCGGAGCUGCCCGCGGGCUUCAUUUCUUGCAUACAUCCGAGAAUAACGCCAUCUACGGGCUGUUCAAAUCUUCCAAUAUACUACUGGAUGCGGACUACAAUGCCAAGCUCUCAGAUUUUGGGCUAGCAAAGCUAGGACCGGCACGCGAGGACUCUCGAGUGACAAAGCUAGAAGAAGAAGAAGUGAUCGAAAGAUAUGUUUACGAAAGAUAUGUUUACGCCGCUCCUGAGUACAUUGCCACUGGACAUUUGUAUGUGAAGAGUGAUGUAUAUGGCUUUGGAGUGAUUCUACUAGAAAUGUUGACGGGUUUACAAGCGCUCCACCUUACCUGCUCCAGCAGCCAGCAGAAUCCAGUUGAAUGGGCGAGGCCAUGGCUCCACGACAAGAGGAAGCUGAGGACGAUAAUGGAUCCGAGACUAGAAGCUCGAUACCCUAUGAAAGCUGCAACUCAGACAGCUGAGCUCACCCUCAAAUGCCUGGAGGGCUAUCCUGAAGCGAGGCCCUCGAUGGAUGAAGUGCUGGCAACAUUAGAACAUAUCGACACCAUUCGGGAGAAGAAGAAGGAGGCCAAGGCAAGCACAUCAAGCGGGCCUCCUUUUCACUAGCAUCACCACAAGCACCAUCGAUCGCCAAUUCACCCCCAAUCACAGUGCUGAUAGUCCUCGUGGAUCUGGAAGUUGAUACUUCCCAGCCGUGAUAUCGGCGACUCGUUGAGAUGGAGAUUUAAUUUAUAAAUAUUUUGCAAGUAGGAAGUCAGCAAUUGUAAAGGCUAGUCUCUUGUCAAAUAUUUGUCAAGGAUCGCAGUGCAGGAGAAGUUGGCUCUUCACGGCCAAAUUUGUGUAUACAUUAGUCUAGACUGGGGCUUCA